AUGAGUGAAUAGUUAAAUAUAAGUAAUGGGGAAUAUUUUAAAUUGCUUGAAAAAGGAGUAAAAAUAACAAGAGGAGCAGUAUAGAAAUAAUAAACUUACACCGAUAAUCAAAAUAUUAGUUAGUCAUUUAAUGAGUAAAGUUCUGGAGAAUAAGGAUUAAGUAGCUCUCAUCAUUAGAGUGGUAUGAUAUAGUAAUCUAGUCAUAAUGAAUAAUAGAAAAAGACUUAAAAAUAAAAGAAAUCUCAACAAAAAAAAUUACCAAACUCAUGUUAAUCAUGCGCUAGUUAAGUUGUUGAGAAUACUUUAUGCAAUGAAUGCCUAAUUAAAUACGAGAAAAAUAAGUAUUGUAUUUUAUGCAAAAAGUCCAUGGUUGAAAGGGAUAAAGCAGAGAACAUAUGUGAGUGUCGAGAUUGCGGUUUAUAUGUUCAUAAGAAGUGUGAACCACUAUUUAAAGAUCGUAAACCUAAUUUCGACUCAUAUAGAUGUCCCAAAUGUCGGAUAGAAUUAAGGAAAAUAAUCUUCUCUGAGCUCAUCAGAUAUUUAACAUAUUUUGAUGAUGAAAAGUUAUUAUGGCAAUAUGAUCCAAGCUCAGUUAAAUAUAGAGAAGUCAUCAAAAAUCCUAUUGAUUUUGACACUAUUCAUAAAAAGAACAAAAAGGGUGAGUAUUUAGAUAAUCCUGAACUUAAACUUUAUGCAGAUAUUAAAUUAAUGUGCUCUAAUUUUUUGGAAUUCAAUUUAUCAAAUCCAAAAGCACAUCGUAAAGGGAGUAUACUAAAAAUUUUAUAUGAUAUUCUGUUUCAAUAAUUCAGAGGUUACUUAAAAUUGACAGACGAAGAUCUAUUAACAUAUAAAAAUAAUAUUCAUUUAUUCACUUCUGAAAAUGUCCAAUUGGCAUUUAGAUAAUUUUUGAAUUAUGGGUUUGGCGGAAAAGAUUUAGUAAACUUAGAAGGGAUAAAUAAUUAUAUCCCAUUAUGGGAACCAUAAUUAUUGAGUAUAACUUAACCAGUAUCUCCUAGAAAUGCUAAAAGUAGUUUAAUUUAAUGGGAAAAGACUAUUAAUUUAAAUUUAGAUUUUGAAAAUGAAGAUGAACCAUUAAUCAAAUUAAAUAUGAUUGAUUUCUUAAAGUAGUAAGUUCAAAGAGAAAUUAAAAUCAAGAUAGAUAUUAAUAAAAUUACAUAGAGACACCCAUAUUUGGAUUAUUUAUUUAAGCUAGAACCUCCUUAAUUAACUGAUGAUUCGAUUGAUUCUCCGUAGUUGCAAUAUAUAGUUAAAGACCUUUUAAUUAAAGAUUUAAGUACUGUCAACUUAGUUCAACCAUUCACAAUGAAAGUAGGAUGUCCUGAAUUAAUUUUUGAAUAUAUUUGUUGUUCUUGUGGAGGAUAUGAAUUUCUAGAUAAUUUAUUGAUGUGUGAAAACUGCCAUAAAACAUAUCACUUCUACUGUCAAAUUAAUAAUUCUCAAUAUCACUAAUAGAGAGUUAUUAAAUCCUUAUAAAAUUGGACAUGUAAUAAUUGUGUUAGAUGUAAGGAAUGUGAUAAAUAUGGAUAAAAAAAUGAUUUAUUUUGUUGCAAUUGUAAUGAAUUUUAUCACUUCUAAUGUGUCUUCAAUAAUUUCAUUGCUCCUUCGGAUGGGCUAGAUUAUUGGAAAUGCAAGAAUUGUUUCAAAUGCGCCAAAUGUCAAACUACUAAAUUAUUUGGUCCAGAAUUAUUAUCAAGAAUCAAACCAACAACAACAUCAAAUACUGUAUUUCAUAAUAUUAUCAUAGGUGCAUAUAAGUAUUGAAUACUUCUAAAAUUUUCAAUAUUGUUUGAGUUGCGGUCUAGAUGUAGCUGGGUUUAGAUUUUGUUAAUUUUGUGAAGAGUACAUAUAAAUCAAUAAUGAUUAAUAAUCUAAUGACUGCAUCGAAAUAGAAAAUUCGAAACUUGGAUCAUUGUAUAGGUUAUAUUUCCAAGAUGUAAAAUGUACAUUAUAAUUAUAAUUUUAGAAAGCAAUGUUGAUAAAAUAUAUUUAAAUAAGGAAACUAAGGCAAUCAAAUAAUACAAACAAUGUGUAAAAUGUAAACAAUUCUAUCAUGUUACUUGUUUGUUGAAGAACAAAAAAACUAUUAAUAAUGAAGGAAUAUGUUCUGAUUGUUCUUAAGACAUUUCCCAAUUAUUAUUCAAAAUUGAAAAGCUUAAAGAAUAAAGUAUAAGAUAAACAAUAAAGGCCAAAUCAUUAAAGAAAGUGGUUCCUGUUGUUUCUAAUUUUUUGGAAUGGGCACCUUAAUUAAAUUAGGUUUAGCAAACUUUUAUUAUGGAAAAUUUAGAGUAAUUGGAGUCUCUUGUAUCUAACUUUUUUUAAUAUUAACAAAACAUCGAGAAUUUAAAAGAGGAUUUAACAAAUAACAAAGAUAUCAGUGAUGAAUACAUUGGUAAAUUGACACAAUAUUGGUGUGCAAGAUAUAAUUGGUUUGAAGCUCCAAAGUAAUUGUUUACUGUUACACAAUAAAAACGAUAAGAAUUUGUUCAUUUUUAACUUGAAAAUGAUUUUCAUGAAAGGUAGCUCCUAAUCCAUUUCUUUAAAUAAAAAAAACAAUUUGUAAUUUUUUCCUUAUAAACUAUAAUUGGUUAAAGCAACACUUUAUUCGAAUUCAGUAAAGUAAAUAGAUUUGCAUUAGAUACAAUUAAUCUUAUUACUGAUUUAUAGUGUUGUUUUGUUUAACAUUUAAAGUAUGAGAAUUCCUUUUAAUAUUUGGAUAACCAAUAUUAUACAAAUUACUUAAAUAUUUUGGAUUAGUACUAAAAUUCGAAAUUAUUUAGAAUGAAAUUCUUAUAGAAUUAAAAGUAAUAACUUCUAUUCCUUCCAAUUCCAAAUUCUAUUGUAAGAUCAAUUAAAAAGUAAUAUACUUCUCAAAUGGUAGAAUUAAAAAAGCAAUAAGCAAAAGAUCACAUUUUAGUUUAAAAAGGGUGGUUAAAGAUAGCAACAAAUUAUUUAAAAUAAAAUAUCAAAUAAUUGAAUGAUAAAUAUUCUGAAACUUAAAUAACAGAGAAAUUGAAAUCAUAUUAAUAAAAUAACCAAUUAAUAAAAUAAUGUAUUUAAGAAAUGAAAUAAUUACACGAUAAUAAAAUUUAAGAGGCAGAAUAGAUUUUAAUUAAAUAAGAAUAAGAGAUGAAAUAAUAGCCAAGGGAGUAAUGUGUUAUAUAAAAUGAGUAUAUCUAAAGAUUUCCAUAAUAAAAUGAGGAUCAGUUAAUAGAAAGUCCAUUAGAUAAAAUGCAAUGUUAAUUGUGUAAAAAAUUUGGGAACAGAAGUGUAAGUGGUAGAUUAUUGUAUGUUGACGAUGUACGUUGGGUUCAUACUAAUUGUGUACUUUGGAAUGAAGAUAGCAAAGAAUGUGAAUUGACAGUUAAAGCAUUACUUAAAAAUAAUAAUUUUAAAUGUGAAUAUUGUCAAUAAGUGGGAUCUUCAAUCAUUUGUGGAAAGUGUAGAAAAAGAUGUCAUUUUUAUUGUGGUUACAAAGAGUAAUGGGCAUUUACUCAUAGCAAAAAAGUAUAUUGCUAAUCUUGUUUUGAUAAUUAGGAAUAAUGUGUUACCAGCUUUAUGAUUUGGAGAAAAAUAGUAGUAUAAUAAAAAUAGGAUAAAAAAUCUUAGACAGUUCUUCAUAGAUAUUCUAAUACAAUUCUGAUUGCAUUGAAGCCAUCAGAAUAAAGAGGGUAAUUUGAAGAAUUGAACUUAUUAACAUUGAGGGAUAAAAUUCUCUAUAUUUCAUUGAACAUGAAAGAAUUCAAAAUCAGAUAUGCCGAAGUAAGUAAGUAGCAAUUUCUAAGAGAAUGUGAAAAAAGUGAUAAAAAUAGACAACUCCAAUUUUCAGUUACAAAAUUGGUGUUGGAUAAAUAUCCCUAUAAAGAAUACAAAGUGCAAAACUUAUAGGAACUGGUGGACUCUUCUAAAGACAAUAAUAUUAAAGGUAUAGAGUUUGCAGAGAAUUUAGGAGAAUUCUUUUUGUUAUACACAUAAUAAGUCAGAUAAUAAUUAUUAGAUACAAAAAAUAUAUAAAAAAUGUGCAAUUCAGUUUGCCAAUUCAGUCAAUUUAAAGAAUGGUUUUAUUAAUAAUCUUUUGUCGAAGAUCUUCCUUUGGAUGAAAGAAUGCAAAUUUUAUAAUAAAUCAGUAGAGUUAUAACUGAGACUUAAGUCAAUCUAAAUACAUUGUAUGACAAUCAUCCCAUGCUAUAUGACAACCUUCCAACUAUUAAACAUCAAAAUAGUAAAUUAUCUAGAAAAGAUCCUUAAUAAAAAAUAGUUACUAUUAAUCCUAAUGAUAUUUUAGAGGAAACUAACCUAUUAACAGAAGAAUUGAAGUAAAUUGACAAAUAAGAAGAAUUAGAAAAAAAAUUAAAAUAAGAAUCCAAAAAUCAGAAACAAAAAAAUAAACUUUAUGUUGCACCUUCACAUAUACAUAAAUAUGGACUUUUCACUAAAUAGGAGUAAUUUAAACAAUAUUUUUAGUUUUAAAAAAGGAGAUUUUGUAAUCGAAUACACAGGUGAAGUUAUUAGAAAUGCACUAGCGGAUUAUAGAGAGUUGACAUACAAUGAACAAGGUUUUGGAGAUUGCUAUAUGUUUAGAGCAUCCAAAACUAAAGUAAUUGAUGCAACUUUUAAAGGGUCAGAGGCUAGAUUUCUAAAUCAUAGUUGUCAAGUAACUAAUAGCCUAAUUAUAGCCAAAUUGUGAUUCUUUAUUAUUAGAUGAAAAGAUCUUGAUUUAUGCUAGAAAGGACAUCUUAGUAGGAGAAGAGUUGACUUAUGAUUAUUAAUUUGAAAUAGAAGCAGAAUCAUAAAAGAUAUAGUGUAGCUGUGGAGCUAAGAAUUGUAUUGGUAGAUUAAAUUGAAUAAAGC
Molecule: messenger RNA, 4869 nt
Organism: Paramecium octaurelia
Lineage: Eukaryota; Ciliophora; Oligohymenophorea; Peniculida; Parameciidae
Source: the annotation of a GenBank genome assembly